AUGGAAGAGAGUUACCGGCCACAACGUUUGGCCGUAUGCCAUUGGCUUAGAGCGAUAGAUCCAGCCGCAGACCAAAAUGUGUUUUGCAAGAUUCGAGCAGAGUAUCCAGGUACAGGCGGGUGGCUCCUUGGUAACCAUCUUUUUGACGGGUGGCUUGAUCCAAAAUUUGCCAAGAUACCCCCUUUACUCUGGCUUACAGGCUUGCCUGGCGCAGGGAAGACUAUCCUUACAUCCCUUAUAGUCGAAGAAGUACAGAACCUUACACCGAGACCACAUGUUCUCUUCUUUUACUGCAAACAAAAUGUUCCAGAGCACAAUACAUUCCUUGCAAUUGCUCGAAGUUUCAUUCUACAACUUCUCAACCAGGACAAGAGUCUGUUGUUAUACUUGUACCGAAAGCACUGCGACAGUAAUGAAGCAGUGCUGUCGUCGAUUCCUUUGGCCCAGGAGAUGUUAAACUUUCUGCUGUCUAGCUGUAAAAACGCCUAUAUCAUCAUUGACGGCCUCGAUGAGUGUGAGAGAGAAGAACGGAAAGCCAUGACGCAGUGGUUCCGGCAUCUUGUCGAAUCGCUGUCUGAAAAAGCGCCCGAUCGCCUGCGCUGCCUUUUCGUCAGCCAAGAUGACCGUAUCGGGGAAAAGGACUUACGAGGACUUGCCAAGAUUACCAUUGAACCUCAGGAGAACAAAAAAGACCUCCUAGCUUACUGCAGAGUACAAGCCGAGGAGCUUAGAUGCAAGUUUGAAUUCUCAGAGGAGGAAGCGAGUAGGAUUGCCGUUGCCGUUGCCGAUUCCGUGAAGGGCAUCUUCCUAUUGGCGAAAUUGAUUUGGAUCAACCUAAUUUCACAGAUUACUCUUGCUGAGGUUGAAGAGCAAGUAAGCGAGUUUCCUCCAGAGAUCAACCAAGCAUACGAACGGAUUAUGGAUAGAGUAGUCCAUAAAGCCCCUCGCCACAUGAGAACAAGCGCUUUGCAGUUGCUCGGGUGGCUUGUUUGUGCAAAACGACCUCUGAAAUGGCACGAGAUACAGUCUCUGAAAUCUAUUAACCUUAGCGAACAGUCUGUUGACUUCGCACGACGCAAGUUUUCAGUGUCCGGAAAGGAUCUUGCUGGCUCUUUGGUAGAGCUGCGAGCGGACGGAACGCUUGAGCUAAUUCAUGUAUCAGCAAAACUGUUCUUGAUUGAAAAUUCGCGUUACAUAGAUAUAGUUGCCAAAGAACUCGAACUCGCAUGCUUUUGUAUUGACUACCUCAAUCUUCCAGUAUUUAGGUGUCAGCCAACUACAGAAGCAGUACUUAACGGGGAUUACGGAUUUCUGGACUAUGCUGUUUUGAACUGGACUCGACAUCUGGAGGCAGGCACCUUGCGCCCUGAUGACUACGGAGACCAAAUUGGUGAACUUUCAGAGUCCUUGGAGACGUUCAUCAGAAAUCAUUGGACAGAGCCAACCGCUAGGCUCCUAAUACCUGGCGGGAUCAAAAAGAGGCUUAAGAGCUUCGAGUCUCUAGACUUCUACGACAAACUCGAACAAUCAGUGACCUCAUGGAAGAAGCAACUGAGGGUAUUAGAGGGUGUUAAAUCUGGAGAGGUUACUCUAGACCUUGGUGACCUCGUUCUUGGUAUACGAAGGGUCCUAGAGGAUAUACUCAGAUCAAACAGGGAACUUUCAAUACACAAGACAAUCACGGACAAAUACGGCAACAUGAUCUUCAAAUGCCCUCGACUUACCUGCCAAUUCUUUGUUGUCGGCUUCUUGACAGAGGCAGAACGAGACGAACACUUGGAUAAACAUACUCGGCCUUUUCGAUGCACAGAGGAGGGAUGCAGAGGUUCCUUUUUUGGAUUUGCGUCAAUGUGGGAGCGAGACAAACACAUCAGGGACAGCCAUCCUGAAGAAGAUAGUCACCGUCAGGAGUUUCCAACUGAUGAAGAGGUUUCACGAAGUAUGCAAAAUGAUACUGUUGCAGAAGAGCCCACCGCAGCUCUGGAGGAAACACAACCACCACAGCCAGAAACAGAGGCAUCUGACUCGGAUUCAGACUCAUGUUCGCUGGUAGAGCCAGAGCGGGAAGAACAAGACCAAUUGCGCUCGCGAGAAAGGGGCAGACCACGACAGUUCAGUUGUCCACAUUGCCCCAAAGUGUACACCAAAAGGUACAAUCUCACGUCACAUCUGCAGAGCCAUACGGAUAGGCGGCCAUUUCCAUGCAGUCUCUGUAUAAAAGCCUUCGCUAGAAUGGGCGAUCUUAUCCGACAUCAGAAAACACAUGGAAAAAAGGAAUAUGUGUGCAAAGGCGUGCUUACAAAUGGGGCCAAAUGGGGCUGUGGAAAGGCCUUCAGCCGGGCAGACACCUUGAAGACUCACCACAAAUCUGAGGCUGGCCAGAAAUGUAUUCUACCCUUCGAGCAGCAGCAAAUUCAGGAAUAG
Messenger RNA from Fusarium subglutinans, 2424 nucleotides. Its product is annotated as zinc finger C2H2-type integrase DNA-binding protein. Lineage: Eukaryota; Fungi; Ascomycota; Sordariomycetes; Hypocreales; Nectriaceae. The record is from RefSeq and is a predicted model, not a curated record. The coding region runs from base 1 to 2424 and encodes 807 amino acids. The transcript is spliced from 5 exons.